GAGCAGGGGACUUGUCACUCUCUUUUGAACUCCGGUGAGGGAAGGGAGAGUCCGAGCAAGAGGCGUGUGGUGAGUGAUCAGAUGAAAAGAUGUCUUCUGAAUGCAACUAUGUUUCACUUCAUACUGGGCAAAAGAUGCCUCUUGUGGGAUUAGGUACAUGGAAAAGUGAAGCUGGACAGGUGAAGGAGGCAGUUAAGUAUGCCCUUAGUGUAGGCUAUCGCCACAUUGACUGUGCUCCAGCUUACAGCAACGAAGUGGAGAUAGGUGAAGCUUUCCAGGAGACUGUUGGAUCUGACAAGCCCGUUAAGAGGGAAGAGCUGUUUGUUACAUCAAAGUUAUGGAACACCAAGCACCACCCAGAAGAUGUGGAGCCAGCUUUAAAGAAGUCCUUGCAAGAUCUGAAGCUGGAAUACCUAGACCUCUACCUCAUGCACUGGCCCCAUGCCUUCGAACGGGGAGAUAACCUCUUCCCAAAAAAUCCUGAUGGCACAAUGCGUUAUGACUACACUGACUACAAAGAAACUUGGAAAGCCAUGGAGAAGCUAGUGGAGAAAGGUUUGGUGAAGGCUAUCGGGCUAUCCAACUUCAAUAGCCAUCAGAUUGAUGAUAUCCUUGGCAUAGCCUCUGUCAAGCCAGCUACACUUCAGGUAGAAUGUCACCCUUACCUAGCCCAGAAUGAACUGAUAGCUCAUUGCCAUCAGCGAGGGCUUGUGGUGACUGCUUACAGCCCUCUUGGUUCACCCGACCGAAUGUGGAAGCACCCAGAUGAGCCAGUGCUGCUGGAAGAACCUGAGAUAAAGAAAUUGGCAGAAAAAUAUAGCAAAUCUCCUGCUCAGAUUCUCCUCAGAUGGCAGAUGCAGCGAAAAGUGAUCGUCAUUCCCAAGAGUGUUACACCUGCACGCAUACUUCAAAAUCUCCAGGUGUUCGACUUCCAUCUGACAGCUGAAGAGAUGAGCUUUAUUGGGAGUCUGAAUAAGAACUGGCGAUACAUUGUGCCAAUGGUUACGGUUGGGGGCAAACUGGUAGCAAGGGAUGCUGGACACCCCCUCUAUCCUUUCAAUGAACCCUAUUAACUCUAACAGUUUACAAGACGGAAGAUAGAACUCCACUCAAGAUUGCCAUUGCCAUCAUAUAUUAGAUUUUUAAAAAUCAAAAUAAAACAUUUUGUUUCUGUAGGAUUCUAUUUAUAACCUUUAUUAAUUAGCAUGUAUUUAUAAACCAGUGAGGGAUGUUGUAUAGGUUAAAUUUAACAACUUUCAACGUUUCAGUAGGACUUCAAGUAUAUGCAUCUUUACAAACCUUGGCCAAAGUCCUAACUGGAAACAUGGUACCCAUGCUUUGGAAUAGGAAUAAAUUGCAUGGCAUUUGUGGGGUAGAUACUUAAAAAUAGAAAUGCAUUUUACAUUUCAUGUCAGUAGGCUAUGGCAGCAGUGUUAUUUAGCUUGACCCAGAAUGUUCUUCAUAGCACAAACCUACUUGUAGUAAAUGUAGUUUUAAACAGAA
Elgaria multicarinata webbii is the source of this 1503-nucleotide messenger RNA. RefSeq names its product aldo-keto reductase family 1 member A1 (gene AKR1A1). Gene Ontology annotation, biological process: aldehyde catabolic process. Gene Ontology annotation, molecular function: aldose reductase (NADPH) activity. The transcript is spliced from 9 exons. The coding region runs from base 90 to 1073 and encodes 327 amino acids. The record is from RefSeq and is a predicted model, not a curated record. NCBI's taxonomy places the organism in Eukaryota, Metazoa, Chordata, Lepidosauria, Squamata, Anguidae. Gene Ontology annotation, cellular component: cytosol.